Molecule: messenger RNA, 1458 nt
Organism: Saccharomycodes ludwigii
Lineage: Eukaryota; Fungi; Ascomycota; Saccharomycetes; Saccharomycodales; Saccharomycodaceae
Gene: AVT2
Product: Avt2p
Exons: 1
Coding region: 1-1458 (485 amino acids)
Biological process (GO): amino acid transmembrane transport
Cellular component (GO): endoplasmic reticulum
Molecular function (GO): amino acid transmembrane transporter activity
Source: RefSeq, a predicted model, not a curated record
AUGUUACAAGAUAAAAGUUAUAAAUUGACCAAUGAAAAUUCCUUUGAAUUAGAGCCUGCAGACAAUAAUUUUACAGGCAUAGGAGGAUCUGCUGAUUUUGAAGAAUUGGAGGAACGGGAUAUAAACCCCCCAUCUGCAUUACUUCCAAAUAAAAGUAGCCCAGAUGUAGAAAAUGAUGAAGAAACUAUAGAUAAUGAUAAUUUUAUUCAAAACAUAACAAAUGAGAAUUUACGAAAAUCCACUCUUUUCAUGGCCUUUAUGAAUAUGACCAACAGUAUUUUGGGUGCGGGCGUUAUAGGAUUACCGUUAGCCAUACGUAACACGGGGUUAAUUGGUGGAGUUCUUGCUAUUAUUAUGUUGACUUUACUAGUGGAUUGGACUUUGAGGCUAAUUGUAAUAAACUUGAAACUUUCUUCAAAAACAACAUAUCAAGAUUUUGUGGAAUAUACCUUGGGGAAAUGGGGCAAGUUUUUAAUUUUGAUAAGUAAUGGGCUAUUUGCUGUUGGUGGAUGUAUUGGGUUUUGUAUAAUCAUCGGUGAUACAAUUCCCCAUGUACUAAGGGCGUUUUUUCCUGAUCAUUCUGAAUGGUUUCAUCGUAACAUAAUUAUUGUUUUGGUGACUGUAUUUAUAUCCUAUCCGUUAUCAUUAAAUAGAGAUAUUUCCAAGUUGUCGAACACUUCCUUUUUAGCUAUUAUUAGUAUGUUGGUAAUUAUUUUUAUGGUUUUGCUCAGAGGACCAGUCACCGCUGAUUCUUACAAGGGUAGUUUUUCUAAUUCAUCAAUAUUUAUUUUACCGAGUUUUUUCCAAGGGGUUUCAGUGAUCUCCUUUGCAUUAGUUUGUCACCACAAUACAAGUUUUAUCUAUUUUUCCAUACGUAAUCCCAGUUUGAAGAGAUUUAAUAGGAUGACUCAUAUUAGCUGCUUUGUAUCUAUGAUUGCUCUAUUUAUAAUGGGAUUUUCAGGAUUUGGUAUUUUCAAGGAUAAAACAAAGGGUAAUAUUUUGAAUAAUUUUCCUAGUAAUGACAACUAUAUUAAUGUGGCGAGGUUUUGUUUUGGGUUCAAUAUGUUGACAACUUUUCCGCUAGAAGUUUUUGUUUUGAGAGAUGUUAUAAGGGAUUUGUUGUACUUUAAUGUUCACUCCGAUACACCCGUGGAAUUAUCCUCCAUGUUACACUUUACUGUUACUACAAUUAUUGUUCUCAUCACAAUGGGCAUUUCUUUAACCACAUGUAAUCUAGGUGCAUUAUUGGAAUUAGUUGGCGCUACUACAGCUUCAUUGAUGGCUUACAUAUUACCUCCUUACUGUAAUUUAAAGUUAAUAGGGAAUAAUAAAACCCUUUGGGAGAAAAAAAGACAUUACUUUUGUAUUUUUUUUGGGUUUGCAGUGUUAAUCAUUAGUACUACUCAGACUAUAAUAAGUGCAAUUAAGAGUUCAGAAGAGAAGCAUUGUAUAGUAUAG